Molecule: messenger RNA, 3754 nt
Organism: Bactrocera neohumeralis
Lineage: Eukaryota; Metazoa; Arthropoda; Insecta; Diptera; Tephritidae
Gene: oc
Product: homeotic protein ocelliless
Exons: 5
Coding region: 2207-3754 (515 amino acids)
Biological process (GO): regulation of transcription by RNA polymerase II
Cellular component (GO): nucleus
Molecular function (GO): DNA-binding transcription factor activity, RNA polymerase II-specific; RNA polymerase II cis-regulatory region sequence-specific DNA binding
Source: RefSeq, a predicted model, not a curated record
UGCAUAUUUGCGACCCGGUUAAAAAUCAAACCAUUUAUUUAAGCAUGAAAAGGAAAUCUCGCACAGGGUGCUACCUGAAUAAAACAAAACGAGUAACCGCCCUGUCAAACGUCACACACAUACAUUUACUUUUAUUUAAUGCUUUUGUUGAUGUUACAGCAAAACAAUUAGCAACAUUACAUAUUGCAUUAAUUAUUUACCAACUCCAAAUUAAAACUAUAUCAUUAAAUUAUCCAACUGAAAUGAAUGAAAUAAUCAAAACAAAAGAAAACAUCAAAUUAACUGACAUUGCAACAACUGAAAAGUUAAAAUAACGGAAGUUAACAUCUGACAUUUUGUUUCUAUUAUUUCACCGAAAAUUUCAACAGUUGGCCGGCCAACAGGAUAAACUGCGGAUGUUGAAAUUUAAUUGUGCUGUGCCCGAAAUAAAGAAAGCAAUUAUUGCAAAACCAUAACCAAAGGAACUUGUAGUUACUUAAUAGUUUAAUUUAAGCACUUGAUUUACAAAAUUAAGUAAAGUGGAGAUUUUCUUGGCGAAAAAAUUAAGGAUUUCUACAAAAUUCAUACACAAAAAAGCAACCUCAAAAUUAAGUACUUAAAGUAAAGGGGAAUAGUUGCUUAAAACCUAAUAAGGCAAAUAUUUAUUGUUUAGAAAUAAUAUUUGCAGUUUUUCCUUAUUGGAUAAUUUAAGAAUAUCUUACAAAAAAGACAUAACCAAAGAGGCAAAUGUUUUGCCUACAUAAGUGCUUCGCAGGAAAGUCGGUGCUAUAAUAGUGUUUAGUGAUUAUUAUUAUGAAUGAAAAAAGUGUGAUAAUUUUUAUAAAUGAAAAAAAAGGUGUGAUUGUGUAUGUGUGUGAAAUAAGUUUACAAACGUGAAAGCAAGCGCAACUUUUAUUUAAAAUGCAAAACGCUCAUUGCUCACCUUCGCCGACGCACUUUCGUCCGUUCCCUCGCCUUGUGAAGGCACAACACAACAACACUGUUGGCAAACUGCUGCUGCUACAGCAACAACGUCGACACAUACUCAUGCACACGCACACACGACGCGCGGCUUUGAAAAGAAAUCGAGUUUUUCCGUCGUACACACACCAUCCACACGGACAGCAGCCACCGCGCACACACAGGCGCAAAGGUGUUGCUUGUUUGUUAGCCGCACCACAGUCAGUCCAAAAGUUACGUUCAUUCAGUUCACUCGGUCUUUGUGAAGCGUUGUCGUCGUAGUCGUUGUCGUGUUGUGCGCUGCGCUUAUCCACACACCGUCUUUCUCGCCUGCCUGUUGCCCGAUAUCAAACGCAGUGUGCUAAUAACAAAAUAAUAAUUAUUUUCUAUAUUUUGAAACGUGUUCAUCUUCGUGCGAGUUCGCAAAUAUUGUGCCGUUGCGAACUUGGCGUGUUCUUUUCGCAAGCGAAAUUAGUAAGCGUGUUGAUGAUUUGACGCCCAAAAUUCAAUUGAAAAAGCGACUGUGUCGAGAAAAGUGUGCAAAAGAGCGAGGGUUUCGCAAAAACCCCGCAAAAAAAUUAUUUAAAAAUAUUAAUAUUAAAACAAAAACAGCAAAAUUUGCAAAAAAUUGCAAAAAAUGUGCAAGCAGAAAUGAAACAAUAGCGAAGUUAUAAAAACAGCAAACAGCAUCAGAGCUUAAAUGCAAAGUGUGGCAGCUUAGGCGGCAUAAAAGUGUUGUUGCGAAUUCAAUUGUGUUCAAAGCAAGCAAAAAACGCAAAAAAAAUACAUAUAAACAUCUAACAUUGUGUACAUUUUAUCGUUGGUUAGUACAAUAAAACCAAUAAAACCGUAGACAAGUUUGAAAAAAAGUUGUAAACUCAUAACUCCUUCAGUGUAUUUCAUACAACAACAAAUAGCAGCAUUGGAUUACAUAUUUACAUACCUAGCUGACAGAAAACUUGUCUUAAAUCCAUAAAACACCGCAAAAACAACAUCGUCAUUGUGUGUCUUUGUGCCAAGUACUCAUAAUAAUUGUGCUAGUAUUCUCCAAAAAUAUAUAAAUACGAAAACUUAUAGUUUACUUGUGUGAAAAGUGACAUUUCAGUCAACAAAUCAGUGUACCGAUGCCAGCAAAUUUGGAAUACUCAUAAGCUAAGAGCCGUCGCAACUGCAAGCUACAAACGCGCCGUUAGCCAAGUGCAAGCAAAGCCGCCUCAGCGCGAGAAAUAUAGUUUGGUUCCCGACCGUUAACCGCACAGCUAUCACAAUGGCGCUGCACUCGACAGAAGCCUUAAUGGCUGCGGGUUUUCUGAAAUCCGGCGAUUUGGGCCAUCAUCCGCACAGCUAUGGCGGCCCGCAUCCACAUCAUUCGGUGCCGCACGGGCCGCUGCCACCAGGAAUGCCGAUGCCGUCAUUAGGACCCUUCGGAUUACCUCACGGUUUAGAAGCUGUUGGGUUCUCCCAAGGUAUGUGGGGUGUGAAUACAAGAAAGCAGAGACGCGAAAGAACCACAUUUACACGCGCCCAAUUGGACGUAUUGGAAGCGUUAUUUGGUAAAACACGCUAUCCGGACAUAUUCAUGCGAGAGGAAGUGGCGCUGAAGAUCAAUCUACCCGAAUCCAGAGUACAGGUUUGGUUUAAAAAUCGGCGCGCCAAAUGUCGCCAACAACUGCAGCAGCAACAGCAAUCAAAUAGCCUUAACAGUUCGAAGAAUGUCAGCUCCGGCUCCGGCUCCUGCUCUACAUCGCGCAACACAUCGAAUAGCGGCAAUAGCAACAACAAUUCCAGCUCAUCCAAUGCCAACAAAUCGAGUUCACACUCAUCGCAUUCCACGUCCGGCGGCAGCGGCGGCAAUAAAUCUGGCAACUCCUCGGGCGCCGGCGGCAAUGCGAAUAAUCCGAACAAUGCCGGCGGUUCAUCAGCAGCAGCGGCCGCAGCCGCCGCCGCCGUCGCACAGUCUAUAAAAUCCCAUCACAGUUCCUUCCUAAACGCUUCCGCCUCGGGCUCAGCGGUAACGCCCACCUCCGGUUCGGCCGUUUCGUCGCACGCACACUCAACACAUCCGCAUCACAUGUCCGCCGGUGGUGGCAUCAAUUCGCUAGCGUCCGGCCCAUCCGUGGCCACGGUGAAUUCACUGAACGCCUCAGUGGCUGCGCAUCAAAACUCCUCACCACUGUUGCCCACACCCGCCACCUCCGUGAGUCCCGUCAGCAUUGUCUGCAAGAAGGAACACAUCAGCGGCGGCUACCCUGGCGGUCCGGUCGGCAAUGACGGCUCUUUGCGUUCCACCUACGACACAUUGAAGGACGGCGGCGGCGACAUCAGCAGCAGCGCCAUACAUCAUCACAGCAUCUAUGGCACUGCGGCCGCGACGAAUCCACGUUUGGUGCAACCCGGUGGCAAUAUAACACCGAUGGAUUCGAGCUCCAGCAUCACAACACCAUCACCGCCCAUCACACCCAUGUCACCACAAUCGGCCGCCGCUGCAGCACAUGCCGCACAAAGCGCACAGUCGGCGCAUCACUCGGCCGCCCAUUCGGCGUACAUGCCGAAUCAUGAUUCGUACAAUUUCUGGCAUAAUCAAUAUCAACAGUAUCCCAACAACUAUGCACAGGCGCCGAGCUACUACUCGCAAAUGGAGUAUUUCAGCAACCAGAAUCAGGUCAACUACAAUAUGGGCCACACCGGCUACAGCGCCUCGAAUUUCGGCCUCUCACCUAGUCCCUCGUUCACCGGCACCGUGUCGGCGCAGGCCUUCUCGCAGAACAGCCUGGACUACAUGUCGCCACAAGACAAGUACGUGAACAUGGUGUAG